Chanos chanos (milkfish) is the source of this 1166-nucleotide messenger RNA. RefSeq names its product prostaglandin reductase 2 (gene ptgr2). The coding region runs from base 37 to 1092 and encodes 351 amino acids. NCBI's taxonomy places the organism in Eukaryota, Metazoa, Chordata, Actinopteri, Gonorynchiformes, Chanidae. Gene Ontology annotation, biological process: prostaglandin metabolic process. The transcript is spliced from 9 exons. The record is from RefSeq and is a predicted model, not a curated record. Gene Ontology annotation, molecular function: 15-oxoprostaglandin 13-reductase [NAD(P)+] activity.
GUGGUAUGCUUCCAUUUCGAAAGCGUUGGGUGGAUAAUGUCUGAAAUGUUAAAAGUGAAGAGAGUAGUGUUACAUUCUCGCCCUGGGAAAAAUGGGCAGCCAGCUCCUGAGAAUUUCCACGUUGAAGAAACAUCUCUCUCUACCGAUUUGAAACAUGGAGAGCUCCUGGUUCGAACGUUAUACCUCACGGUUGACCCAUACAUGCGUUGCCGUAUGAAUGAGGACACAGGAACUGAUUAUCUGUUGCCAUGGAGACUGUCUGAGUGCAUUGAUGGCGGAGGAAUUGGAAUAGUGGAGUCCAGUAAAAGUGAGGCAUUUGCUGAAGGUGACAUUGUCACCUCGUUCAACUGGCGCUGGCAAUCCCACGAUGUGAUGGAUGGUAGCCAUUUGCAGAAGGUUGAUCCUAGAAUGGUUGAUGGACAUUUGUCCUAUUUCCUGGGAGCUGUUGGCAUGCCUGGCCUCACUGCACUUCUGGGAGUAAGAGAAAAGGGUCAUGUGAUUCCAGGAGCCAAUCAGACAAUGGUGGUUAGUGGCGCUGCAGGGGCUUGUGGGUCAUUAGCUGGACAGAUUGGCAGAUUGGAAGGAUGUGAGAGAGUGGUGGGGAUCUGUGGAUCAGAUCAGAAGUGUCAGGCCUUAGUAUCAGAGCUGGGUUUCACUGCAGCAGUGAACUAUCGCAAGGGAGACGUCCACUCAGCACUAAAAGAGAAUUGCCCCAAAGGAGUGGAUAUCUAUUUUGACAAUGUGGGAGGUACUAUUAGUGAUACUGUCAUAUCACAGAUGAACAAAGAUGGUCAUGUGAUCCUGUGUGGCCAAAUAUCCCAGUACAAUAAGGAUGUGCCUUACCCACCUCCUCUGUGUGAUGAGACUCAAGAGGCCCUGAGGAGCAAAAACAUCACUCGGGAACGGUUUAUGGUACUGAACUACAUGGAUAAGCAUGAAAAGGGCCUAAUACAGCUGAGUGAUUGGGUCAAGACUGGGAAAAUCAAGGUUCUGGAAACCAUAAUGAAUGGACUAGAAAAUAUGGGAGUGGCCUUUUGCUCCAUGAUGACUGGAGGCAACAUCGGAAAGCAAAUAGUGAAAAUUUCUGACUGAUACAUGGCACAUUGUCACAACUGCAUAGAAGGAUGCUGGAGGGUUUCUCCUCCUGAGGUUUUUAACAUUUCUCC